Ostrinia nubilalis (European corn borer) is the source of this 708-nucleotide messenger RNA. It is a transcript of the gene fabp, whose product is annotated as sodium/calcium exchanger regulatory protein 1. The transcript has 4 exons. Gene Ontology annotation, molecular function: fatty acid binding. Gene Ontology annotation, cellular component: cytosol; nucleus. The coding region runs from base 83 to 481 and encodes 132 amino acids. The record is from RefSeq and is a predicted model, not a curated record. Gene Ontology annotation, biological process: fatty acid transport. Lineage: Eukaryota; Metazoa; Arthropoda; Insecta; Lepidoptera; Crambidae.
CGAGUACUCAUUCUAGUUUUAGCCGGUACCCGGUGACUACAUUUAUUUUUUUACUCAACGGUCUUAGUUAAAAAAUUCAAAAAUGGAAUUCGUCGGCAAGAAAUACAAAAUGAUCUCGUCCGAGAACUUCGACGAGUUCAUGAAGGUGCUUGGCGUGGGCCUCAUCACCCGCAAAGCCGCCAACGCCGUGACCCCCACCAUCGAGCUGCGCCAGGAGGGCGACCAGUACAACCUGGUCACGUCCUCCACCUUCAAGACCACGGAGAUGAAGUUCAAGCCUGGCGAGGAGUUCGAUGAGGAGCGCGCUGACGGUGCCAAGGUCAAGUCAGUGUGCACCUUCGAAGGCAACGUCCUGAAGCAGACACAGAAGGGCUCCGACGGCUUGGAAGUCAAUUAUAUUAGAGAAUUCGGACCUGAGGAGUUGAAGGCUGUGAUGACCGCCAAGGACGUCACAUGCACCCGAGUGUACAAGGUGCAAUAAGCCCGUGAAGCAAGACUGUAGGGCGGCGCCCUAUGUUUAUCCUAUUUUAGCACAACUAUUCGUAAAGUUAAAUUAUCUUUAUUUAGGACUCCUGUAGGUGUGGACACGCGCAGUAAUUUAUUUUUGUACGCUCAGUAUAUUUGCCAAAGUUGAGUUUCGGAAUUCUAAGAUCAUACCUACUGUUGUAUAAGUUUUUCAGUGCAUAUUUAAUAAAUCGUUUUGUAAUA